This is a messenger RNA of Helianthus annuus (common sunflower), 1098 nucleotides long. Its product is annotated as isochorismate synthase 1, chloroplastic-like. The coding region runs from base 295 to 684 and encodes 129 amino acids. The record is from RefSeq and is a predicted model, not a curated record. The transcript has 6 exons. Gene Ontology annotation, cellular component: plastid. Gene Ontology annotation, biological process: phylloquinone biosynthetic process. Gene Ontology annotation, molecular function: isochorismate synthase activity. NCBI's taxonomy places the organism in Eukaryota, Viridiplantae, Streptophyta, Magnoliopsida, Asterales, Asteraceae.
ACAUCAAGAUAUCCAGUUGAGUGAGCUCAUAUUCUUAUGGUGAUCAAACUUCCUACGAGUUCCAACAUCCGUGCCAAAACUUCCCACUGAGAUCCAACAUCCUUGCCAGGAAAUGAAUAUAGGAUGGUACAGAGGAAGUGUCGAACUGAACGAUUGAGAAAACUAAGCCGAGUCUGGUAAAGCGGGUUGCGUAUGCUCAUCGAGUUGUUGCUGAAUCAGACAAAGAUAUUAUUCAAUAUGGGAUGCAAGGGUUAUGUGGGAUCAGAAAACUAGACGUUCACGUGGUUUUGAACAAUGGGUGUUGGUGGUAUCGUGAAGUUACAAAAAGAGGUUCCGAAUACAUCCAUUCUCAGCAGCAAUAAUGUUCCCAUUAAGAAACUGUGUGGUGUUGGUGUUGACAGAGCAUUGCAAAUGAUAAACAAAAACAACUCACCCCUUAUCAAGGUCUUGCUUGCACGUAGCAGCGUAAUUAGGACCUCCCCUGAUAUUGUUCCUUUGACAUGGUUGGCAACUUUACAGGUUGAGAGUGAAAAUGCUUAUCAGUUCUGUCUUCGGCCUCCUGAUGCACCUUCCUUUAUAGGGAACACUAGCAAUUAUUUCAUCAAAACAGAUUCGAUAUUUAUAGCGAGGCAAUGGCUGGAACCCGGGCCAGAUGUGACUCAAAAGCCCUUGAUCUGCAGAUAGCCCUAGAUUUACUUUAUAGGUUAUAGCUUGAAUUGAGAGAUAUUUUUAACCAUCUUUAAUAUUUGGAUAUAUUGACUACAAGUUUGACAAUCGAUUUAUGGCAGGUAACUUUACUGUUUACGGGUGCAUUUGGUUCGCGGAAUUAAGUGGCAUUAGCCAGUCAUGAUCUUUUAAUUUUCCAAAUUUUGCUAACUCAUCUAUGUCCUAAAUUUAGGUCAUUGUUUGCUUGUAAACCGAUACAAGUUGAUGAUUGCAUAUUGAAGUGUGGUAUGCUUUAAUGGAAAUUUAUGAUCUUUUAUUAUCCCAAUGUUAUGUAGUCUGUGAAUUGGCCCCGGAUAAUCUGCAUCCUUCAAUAAAUUCUUUGUUUGGUGAGGACGUCGACAAUGUUGUGGGGUUGAUUUCAAUGAAGCCGUG